Messenger RNA from Neurospora tetraspora, 1191 nucleotides. Its product is annotated as PLC-like phosphodiesterase. Bases 1 to 1191 code for a protein of 396 amino acids. The transcript has a single exon. Gene Ontology annotation, biological process: lipid metabolic process. Lineage: Eukaryota; Fungi; Ascomycota; Sordariomycetes; Sordariales; Sordariaceae. The record is from RefSeq and is a predicted model, not a curated record. Gene Ontology annotation, molecular function: phosphoric diester hydrolase activity.
AUGCCAUCACUCAUAUCAGCUCUGACGACGGGGCUAUUACUGGCGUCUGGAAUUCAUGCCGUUCCACAGGGACCAUUUGGAGCCGAGAGUGGGAUCGUAAGCGCGGUACCAACAGCAUCAGCAUCAACGGCUGGCGUAGCCGCUGCUCAACCAACAACAGCAUCAGCGUCAUCGAGCAAUGCCGCCAGCGAUAUCUCAGCCUGCAACAACUCACCGUUGCUUUGCGAUCGGGCCUACAACAAUGUCACGUACAUGGGCGCGCACGAUUCGUCCUUUCUCCGCGAUGCCAGCACCGGUAACAGCUUAGCUGGCAACCAAUAUUUCAACGCAACAGUCGCCCUCGACGCUGGCAUCAGACUGCUCCAAGGCCAAGUCCAUGACGCCAACGGGACACUCCACCUAUGUCACACCAGCUGCACCCUGCUAGACGCAGGGCCACUCGAAGACUGGCUGGCCAAGGUCAAGUUCUGGAUGGACAACAACCCCAACGAGGUCGUGACGAUCCUGCUCGUAAACUCCGACAACAAGCUCGUCUCCGACUACGCCGCCGUGUUCGAGGGAUCCGGUAUCUCUAUCUACGGCUACCAACCGAGCGACGGCAGCACAGCCAGCACCACCUGGCCCACGCUAGGCAACAUGAUCACCUCCAACAAGCGCCUGGUCACCUUCAUCGCCUCCAUCGACUACUCGCCCACCUACCCAUACCUGCUGAACGAGUUCGACCACGUCUUCGAAACCCCGUACAACGUCCUCAGCCUGAGUGGGUUCAACUGCACGCUCGACCGCCCCAGUGGGCAGGGUUCGGCGGGGAACGCUAUCUCGGCCGGGAUGAUGCCGUUGAUGAACCACUUUGCCGACAGUCUGAUUAUGCAGGGCGUCCAGAUCCCGGACGAGACGGACAUCGACAUCACGAACAGUGCGGACACUACCACCACGGGAAACCUGGGGUUGCACGCUGAUACCUGUGUCAAGCAGUGGGGGACGAAGCCGGUGUUUAUCCUGGUGGACUUUUUUGAUCACGGACCGGCGAUCGAUACCGCCGAUCGGUUGAACGGGAUCACGGCCACGGGGAGGAAGUCGGUCUCCGGGGAGGGCAAAAAGAGCACAAGCGGCGCGGGGGAGAACCACUCGCCGAUGGGCAUUAAUGUCGCGCUUGUUGCUUUUGUUGGAUUUGCUCUGGCGAUGGUGUAG